CUCCGUGCCCCCGGCGGCUCCUCCUCCUCCGCCGCUCCGCUGCACUUUGCCCCGCUCCUCCUCCGCUCCUCCUCCGCUCCGCAGGCUCCCAUGGCCGGUGUCGCCCUGAAAACUCUCGCUGCUCGGCGUCUGGUCCAUUUGUCGCGGUUUGUUCGUCCGUGUGUGGUUCCGCGCCUCAAGCUGCACGUGGCGGCGUCUCCUCUCAGGAUGGGAGCUUCGGUGGAGCAGUUCGAGGAGGCAAAGUCCAAACUGUCGACUCUGAAAAACGACCCCGGAAACGAAGCCAAGCUGAAGAUCUACGCUCUGUUCAAACAGGCCACCGUGGGGCGCUGCAGCACGGCCCGGCCCGGCAUGAUCGACUUCAUCAACCGAGCCAAGUGGGACGCCUGGAACGCCCUGGGAGACACCGCACAGGACGACGCCCGUCAGCAGUACUGCGAUCUGAUUGGCUCCCUGGUGGCGGCUGAAGGAGGAAGUGCCUCCGUCGCCGCUCGGCCUGCUGGGAGUUUGAGUUCACCGUACGAGACGCUGCUGGUGACGACGGAAAACAACAUCACGACCAUCACCCUGAACCGCCCCGCCAAGAAGAACGCCAUCACCACCGAGAUGUACAGGGAGAUCAUGGCGGCUCUGGAUCAGGCGUCGUCGGACUCGUCGGUUCUCACCGUCUUCACCGGAGCCGGAGAUUUUUACUGCAGCGGCAACGACCUCACCAACUUCACCGAGAUCCCCGAAGGAGGACUGGAGCAGAAGGCCAAGGACGGAGGAGAACUGCUCAGGCAGUACGUGAAGUCGUACAUAGAUUUCCCGAAGCCUCUGGUUGCCGUGGUGAACGGUCCAGCGGUGGGAGUGUCGGUGACGGUGUUGGGACUGUUUGACCUCGUCUACGCCACAGAGCGGGCGACGUUCCACACGCCGUUCAGUCAACUGGGCCAGAGCGCAGAGGGCUGCUCCUCCUACACCUUCCCCAAACUCAUGGGACACGCCAAAGCCUGUGAGAUGUUGCUCUUCAAUAAGAAGUUGUCGGCGGUUCAGGCGUGUCACUUGGGUUUGGUCACCGAGGUUUUUCCAGAUUCCACUUUUCAGACGGAAGUUUGGACCCGACUCAAAUCCUACGCCCGACUGCCCCCCAACUCCCUGUCCCUGUCGAAGCAGCUGGUCCGUUCUGCAGAGCGAGAUCUUCUCCACAGAGUGAACGACGCUGAGGUGGAGCGGCUGGUGGAGCGCUGGACCUCAGACGAGUGUUUCAGCGCCAUCGUCAGCUUCUUCCAGAACAAAGCCAAACUCUGAGACCAGGACCAGGACCAGGACCAGGACCUGGACCUGGACCAGGACCAGGACCAGGACCUGGACCAGGACCUGGCUCUGAGACCUGCACACCAGAUCCUCUUGAUCCUGUAACAUGAAGAUCUUUGUUUGUUUCACGUUCUUGUGAUUUUCAUGUUUUUAAUGAACCUCAGAUUUGAAUCCUCGUUUGAGACGCGUCUCAGUGAAGCGUCGUCGUGUUUACAGAUUCUGUUUAAGUAGAAUAAAAAUUUAAAAACUUUGUAAAAGUGCCUAAAAUCUCACAACUUUUGUGUCAUAAAAUAUUUGUAAAGAUUAA
Boleophthalmus pectinirostris (great blue-spotted mudskipper) is the source of this 1603-nucleotide messenger RNA. It is a transcript of the gene eci2, whose product is annotated as enoyl-CoA delta isomerase 2. NCBI's taxonomy places the organism in Eukaryota, Metazoa, Chordata, Actinopteri, Gobiiformes, Gobiidae. The transcript is spliced from 10 exons. Gene Ontology annotation, molecular function: fatty-acyl-CoA binding. Bases 91 to 1290 code for a protein of 399 amino acids. The record is from RefSeq and is a predicted model, not a curated record.